Molecule: messenger RNA, 9971 nt
Organism: Porites lobata
Lineage: Eukaryota; Metazoa; Cnidaria; Anthozoa; Scleractinia; Poritidae
Source: the annotation of a GenBank genome assembly
AGUAAAGUGAGCCGUAUAAUGACUCUCGAGCUCGAUGAGAGACGUUUUGGCUUACUUCCCGUUUUAGUGGCAAGUAAAGUAAACAGUUGCGCGGCAAAGUUCCUUGCUCUCUCCAAGGAUAAGGCUGAGCUUUCUUUCAAAGAAAAUUAAAGAACCCAGUACAGCCUGCUUGUCGAUAUGGAGAAACGAAUUUUCUUCGCCUGGACCCUCAUAGUUCUCCUUUCGUUGUUGGCUGCAGAACAAUCUUCCGGGAGCUUUUUUUCCUCCCUGCAAUUCACCCGUGAUGCACUGAUGGAUUUUUCGCGUGGUUCCCAACGAACUGUGGAGAUCAAGCUAGAGCCAAAGAAAACGACGAAAAUGGUUAAUAAAACGUAUGAGCUGAUAGCUGGUCAAGUAAAUGACCUGCCAACACUUGUGGAAGUGAAAGAGAAUAAAAUCAAGACUGGUUUCCUUGACCGGGUCCCAUCGGAAGAUUACAAAGAUUUGUUUGAUCCUUCAAUGAGAAAGCACUUGCCAAAGCAAAUUCUAAUGGCAACGCAGGUCAACACCAACGGCGAUGUCGAAACCCUACUACGGGUCCCAUUCAAUAAAACAGUGGUUAAAAACCAGACAAAACACGAGGUGUACAGAAUACGUGCUUCCCCGUCUAACAAAUUUAUGAAAGCAAUUAAUGAGAUUGAAUUAGCACAGACAAACGCCAACGCCUCAGAUGUGAAGUAUAGCAGUGCUGCCUUAGCUAAACUGAAAGUGCUUGUCGAGAGAGCCAUACGGAGUAAGAGCUAUAAAUACGCGAGACAGGUAAUAACAUAACACCAUUAUUCUUUCGGAGUCAAGAAAAUCGACCAAAGAGUCACUGAAGAGUAUGGGGCGCACUGCAGAAUUAAAGACUUUCCUGGUUUAGUGCAGCAACAAAUGACGUAUCGUAGGCUUCAUAAAGUUCCAUCUAAUUUUGAGUAAAAAUAGCGUUUUGGCGUAGGUCUUUACUCUGUAGAAAAUUUUAUCCGAAAUGAUUACACUGCUCAAACCUCCUAUGUUAUUCAAAGAUGCAGCCAUCCCAUCGCUGGAUUCGCAGUAAACUCAAAUUUACAACUUCAAUCGUCCUUUUAUAAGAACCUUGGGGGAUGCUGCCCUUCGAACACCCACCCCGCGUAAAUUUUUCUCGGAUUUUUGAAAACGAUUUUUACCUAUUAGUCUCUUCAGUGUCUCCAUCUGGGCUUUGACAGACUCUUAUUAAACUAGACAAGAAUUCGUUGAUUCACGUCUUACAAAGCUUGAGUUUUUCGGUUACUGACUACGGCUCGAACGCGUACAUUCGUUUUGUGGGUUACUAUUUUAUGCCUGUCGGGUCACAUAACAUAAACACAAAAACUUUGGGGCGAAAAAUUGCAAAUCCUCUGCAAUUUAUAGAUGUCAACAUAACGGUUCAAUGGUUAAAUGCAAUUGAAAUGUAUCCUCAAGUUUCAAGAGAAUCUUUUUUUUAACACGUGAGCAGAGCAUGCCACCAUGGUGGCGUGAAGUUUGUCUUUGAAGUCAGUUAGGUUGUGUUAUGUGUUUCCUUGCCCUCUUAAGGCUUUCUUCUACAUUUUUUUAUCGAGCAGCUCCUCCUACUGAAUAGGGCCGUUGCAACCUUGUCUAGUUAAAAACUUUCGACGAAAAUGUAAUCAGUUCCCGACUCGUGUCAACGACCAAGCAGUGAGCCACUGGGAAAUCUUUAUAUCUCUACUUCCUUGUCAGUGAUGUGGGAAGAGAUAACAACUGUUCAUAAGCAAAAAGGUAUCUUCAUGUUAAAUCGUUUCACUUCAAAAGUGAAUACGUAAAGGCAAUGAAAGAGGGAAUUGUCUUCCGGGAGUUUUUUUUUCUUCGCGGCUACAGUUAUUAAAACGGGGAACGGGGCAACGGGGACCGAGAACAAGCUCGUGGAACGACGUAAUGAAAAAUGGGGAAAAACUUAUCUUAAACCCUAGUCCUAUCAGUAACUUCAUUGGCAAUUCUCUGUUUUGUUCCCAUUUUUUAAUCUUCCCUUUACCCGCGCUCGUUCUCCCUUCCCCGUUUCCCGUUCCUCGUUUUAGUAACAUCCCGCGCCAAAGGGCACCAAAAAAUGUAUACUUUAUUACGACGGACAAAUACCGGUUUUGUCUAAAAGAGUUUCUUUGGUAAUGUAUGGUAAGUGUUGGUCUCUUGUUCCCAAAGUAAGGAAACAUUGCACUGCUUCUCUCAGUGUUAUUAGUUUCCUUGACUAACGGUUUUGCAAAGCCAGUGGCACUGUGGAAUCCGGGGAAUUUUUGCUUUUGAAAUCCAAAAUCCUGCGCUUUGAAGUCCGGAAUACAGCUCAAGGAAUCCGGAAUCCCAUUAGAGAUGGGAAUCCGGAAUCCACGUUCCACUGACAUAGUACCUGGAAUCCGAAAUCCAUGGCAUGGAAUCCAGAAUCCAAGAAUCCGGCCCUUACAGACCCUUACAUGGGGUGGUCUUUUACUAAUGAACUUCAAACACAUUUCAGAUCGUUGGACAGAUCAUGUAUUUACUGAGCGCCAAGGCGGCACCAUCUGAUCGGACAAAGAGAAGCUCGAAAGGCGAGGGAAGUAAAUUUCUUCAGGAUCUCCGUCAAAAAGUCGGUGCUGCUACGUUCGAUAGCUUCUUGGCUGUGCAAGGAGAUGUGGCUCUGAUGUUUGCUAUAGAUGAUACCGGCAGCAUGGGCGAUGAAAUCCUGGCCGCAAAGAACAUUGCUGCUGAUAUUAUCAAUUAUAAGAGGAAGGUUCCUAUCAAGGAGUAUAUUUUAUCUGCAUUUAAUGACCCAUAUCCAGGUUAGUAAAUUUUUGUCUAUUUUGUGGAUUUUCUUCGUAUUUUGGAAAUUACUGUUGCUUCGUUGUUGUCGGAUCAUAUAUCAAACUCAACCUACUUUUGAAAUGACUUCUGGGUUCAAACCUUUCACUAUAUCAAUACUGUUCAACAGUAUGCCAUGUAGAUUGUUAAGAUCCAUAGCCUGAGAAAAGGUUGAACAGCUGACAUUUGGCGACGUUACCACUGGUUUUCCCGCCAAAUGACGUCUGAGAAACGAGUGCAGAAAUUCCACACUGAUGACACGUCACUACCCAGAUCUUGGGUAGUGCUCCUGAUCGGUCGUGCCGCGUGGGAAAUUUGAUUCAACCAAUCAGAAGCACUACCCAGAUCUGGGUAGUGACGCUUCAUCAGUAUGGAAUUUCUGCGCUCGUUUCUCAGACGUCAUCCGGCGGGGAAACCAGUAGUGGCGUCGCCAAAUGUCGCCGGAUGUUUUCUCAGGCUAAAAGAUCUAUUAAAACUUUUACUGGAUCUUUACUGACAUGAUAAAGAUCGAAAUUGAGGAGGUCUCCACCCUACUUUUUUAAGUCAUGAUGUCAUCAAGAGUGGAGUAAAAAAUUAAAUAAAAUAACUAAAAUCCAAAGGAAAGUAUUACUUGACGUUUUUUCCACGCCGUAGAUUCCGGAUUCCAGGUACUGGAUUUCAGUCUUUGUCAGUGGAACGUGGAUUCCGGAUUCCUUGAGCUGUAUUCCGGAUUCCAGAGACCAGGAUUCCACAAGCAAACAUUUCGCGGAUUUUUUAUUCCGGAAUCCGGAUUCCCUUACCUGGGGCGAAUGGGAGAGUUAAAUGGUAGCUCUGCGCUUGUAGAGCUGAAAGAACUGAUUUAAUGAAAAUUAUAUCGCAUAUAUCACGUUGCCUUAAUCAACCAGUUUAUUACAAGUAAAGCAAAAGUAACAUUUGAUAUUGUUCUUGAAACUAAUGUGUCCACAUCUUUCCCAGUUAAUUAUUCCUUUAGAUAGAAAAAAAAAGUGAAACAAACGGUAUGCUAUUUGAAUUGUGAACUUGAAUACAGUUCCUUAUUUUAUAAACUUUUACUUUCUGGUAGAUCCAUCGAAUGUAAAUCCAGUGACUGUCAAACUUGAAGCUGAAGCUGGCGAGUUUGAACAAGAAAUUAGGGGACUGAGGGCCCACGGUGGAGGUGACUGUCCAGAGUAUACGUUUCACGGUAUCCGAGAAGCACUUUUCAGACUAACUAUCCCUCGUUCUCCUAUGUACGUGUUCACUGACGCAGGACCUAAAGAUGCAACUGCUCUGGACGUUGAGGAGGUGAAAUUGAUGGUCCAGGAUUAUAAUGUUGUUGUCAAUUUCUUGACAACAGGUAUAGAGAAAGCGUAAAGUUUAGUUUUUGAUAAUGAUUUUUAUACGUUUAACCUGGCGCGUAUUUCCUCUCCGGGUCUCUUCGAUAUACGAUUGUUCACACUCUCCUAUUUUAUCGUAAGAUUGUUAAGAUCCAACAGAGAGCUUACCCGUACGCGCCGGUAGGGGCGGCCAUCUUGGUUUCAAAUGUACCGAAGGUGUGGGGGUCGGGGCUUAUAGCAAACCAUCCCUCGCCCCCUAAGUAGAUUUGACACUCAUCCAAGAUGGCCUCCCGUAACCCAAAGUUUUCGAUCUCAACGAUCUUACGCCUAAAGGACUGUGAACAGUCGUAGUGAGAAAAAUUAAUCAAUCCAGACCAUCCGUGGCUAGUCAAGCACAGUUAUUCAAUACAGAUCGUUUGCAUAUGACAUCAUGGCGGCCGUAUUGGUGUGCAAAACAAUGAAAAGGCGGCCAUGAAGGUGUACGGAAAAAAACCCUGUGCAGGAUUGAACUCUUUGCUCAUGUAAAAUCUGUCGUUGGUUCUAACAAAUUUGCAUUGCUGCUGGCACGUGAGUGAAAACGAUCUAUAAGACAAAUAAGUUUUCAGUGUACUAGAGGAGCAAUUCAGCAAAAGAAAGACCAUUAAUUUUGGCGUUUCCAAAACCCUGAGGCGAUCGAUGGAAGCGCUGAUUUUACUCUGGGCGCAAUGAUGUAGUGCUAUCCCUCCGGGGAGGGGAGGACACUCAAGGGACGUUUAUAACAUCUACAGGGUCUCGGUACACGAAGUAGGAGCAAAGAAUUGGCUCUGCGUAGCCUGCGUAGCCUGCCUAACAGGCGCUUGGAAGUAGUGGGCGCAAGAAAAAACGGGCGCGCGAGAGGGAGACCGCGCGCCCGUUCUUUCUUGGGCCCACUACAUCCAAGCGCCUGCUACGAAGGCUAGGCUCUGCAAUGCCGACAGGGUGAGUGGACUUAAUCUCCACCCUUGAAAUAAUCUUGUCUACGUUUGCCGCUUUACCAUACCAUUUAGUCGAAUUUAGUCUGAAUUUAAACUUGUUACUAAAUCGUUUUCAAGGUUAUUGUAAUGCCACACUAAAGUACAGCGUGUCGGGUAAUCCAAAAAAUCUUCACCAAGCCUUCAAAGAUCUGGCAAAGAGCACUUCUGGUCUAGCCAUUAUGUUUAACAACAAGGGGGAACUGGAGCAAGUGACCAAUUUGACAAUCGGGACACUUGAGGGUGAUAGUAUCGUGGGCGAUGGAUCAACCAUGAGACGAAGAACAAAAAGGAGCGCUGAUGGAUCUUCAGUCAGUCGAUAUAAUAUUCCCGUUGAUGACUCUAUGGAAAAAAUGUCUGUGACCAUUAAUACCGCGGCAGGAGGUACGAUAUGUAAGCUUUACCGAAUUUCAAAGUUAGGGCGAUUGUCCAUUUGAUGCUAGGGCAGAAGUGACUGGCUUUAGUUAUUCCAAAGUAAAGAUACACGGGAAGAUAUUUGUAUAGCCAAAACACUCAAACCAUGGGGAUUUUGGAGACUUUUUGGAACCCUACACUGUCAAUGACUGGGACAAGAACUGAACUUCAUUGAGUCGUGUAAGGGGAAACGUGUAUCUCAUAAGAGGAAACGUGUAACGGCAUUCAGUGCUCGUGAAUAUUCAUAUUCUAAGUACUAUAUUUGGAAACCCUCGCUGCGACGUCAAAAAGCCGGUUUAACAACAACUUUUGCACGUGCAUCACUCUUUUUUGUUCAUUUCUUUGCCAUCACUGCAAGACUACGACAUGAUAGUGCCUAUAAUUUCACGUUUUCAGCGUUUUGUGGAAGACAAAAACACAAGACAGUGACUUUCUUUUUCUUUUCCUGAACUUUAAUAGGCAGUCUUUAGAAUUCAACCGCAGAAAAAUUUGCUCGGGUACUUUUGAAAAUGAAUUUUCACGAGUUUUGGGUGAGAGUUACACGUUUCAACGCGUUAUGAGUUUCUGAUACUGCUUACUCCCAGAGUGAGAAAUGAGUCUUAUAAGAUGGCCCUAACUUGGAAAUGGAAACUCUAGAAAUGCAGCCGCCCCUCACUGACCCUCGGCGCGGUGACGUCCCAGCGAUGUGAAGGAAUAAGAGGCGGCUGUGUUCGCAAGCUAUAACUUUUGAGCCUGUGUAUGAAAUCCUAUGGUAGAACCAUUCACUCCGGCAAAUGAAACCCCGUCGUUUAGUUUUAAUUAGUACUUUCACUUGGUACAAUUUAUUAGGUGUGCAGUUCUAUCAUUUGAAUUUGGACGUGCACCAUUCCAACCUCGUCCCCAGGGCUUUUCCCUUAAAAAAUGGGAUAGUCUUGUUAUUACGAAACCACUUUUUAAGGGAAAAGCCCUAGGGACGAGGUUGGCACCAUUCAAGUAACACCUCUUCAGCAGUGCUCCCGAUAACUCGAACCUUCCGGGGAAAUAGAAAAAAGUUCGAGUUAUCGGGAGUUAGAAGCAAAUAGUGACCAGAAACAAGGAAGGUAAGGAAAUGAGAUGGGAAGAGAAACGGACUUCACCUCAACGGCAGCAAGAGAUAUACAACUUGUAUUGAUAUUUUGAAAAAGGAACUAAGCAAAAAAAGUUUGAUUCAUAAUUAAAAUCAAGUAAAGACAAAGAAUAUACGGCUGUUUUGAGAUAAAUUCAAUGCAUCGGACUACCAUAGACUGUUUUUCCUUACAAAAAUCAAUAAAAAAGAACCAGUGCAUAAGUUAGUGAUAAAAUUCAAUUUUUGUGCCCCUUACAGCAGGUCACGAUAUUACCUUACAAGACCCGGAAAAUGUGGAAAUAACGUCAGGAAAACUUAGUCUGUCAUAUAUCACCAUCUACGAAAUCACCAAUCCAAAGAGAGGAACCUGGACCCUAACGGCUCCUGGCAAGAAUGGUGAUCAUGAGUUCUCUGUCAAGACAAGCAGCGACACUAACGUAGAUUUCGAACAUUACUUUCUAAUUGCACUGUCUUGGCGCAGGGGACACAAUGCUGACGUUCCCAUUUCAAAUCCAGUUACUGGUAAGUCAGUCACGUUUACUGUAUCCAAGAAUUAUGAUAUGGCUACGAUAGUAAGCGCGCUCUAAUUGGCUGCCAAGCCAAGAUUUUCUUGUAAUGAACGGGCAUUAUUAGCCUCUAAGUCUCCAAGGCAUAUACAAUCUGUGUUUUUAACACAAAACUUGAUAGUGGACAUCCAUAUUAUGGUCAGUUGACAGCCUCGGCCUUAAUGUAUUGUCCUCGGUAUCGUUCGGUCAAUACACCAGGGCCUUGGUCUGAGAUUUCCCUGUAAUGACCUCACUCUCGGUUAAUAAGUAGUAUUUACAUGAUGAAUUAAAAACUUGUCAGAUUCUUGCUGCUGGGGUGUGGCAUUAAAAUUUCUUUGACUGUUUUCGAAAGGUGAACUAUUCAAUCUUAAUUUCCGGUUAUCCAGUACACAAAAUGCGUUCUGAAUUACAUCAAAUAUCCUUUUUAUUUCCAGUGUUAAGGAAUAAUGCUGAACGUUGUUUAUGGCUCAAAAAAAGGAAUUCCAAGUUCAUAACAUAAGCAGCCAACCGAUCGAUGAUCUUUCAAACGAGAAAAUUAAUCGGUUGAAACGUUCGGACGUACUCGUGAACUUUGAGGAAUCCUGUGGGUAGCACCGUUCGACAGUUAAGUUUAAUCUCGUACAUUCGCUUUUAUUGUAGGCAAGUUGAACAAAAUCAUAAUCACAGUGGCUGGAUCAGAAAAACUAAACAGCAGUUCCCUUCUACUCCAGCUCAUAUCCACAGAAGGAAACCUCAUCAGUGACUUCGCCCUUCAGCCACAAAGCCAAGGUCAUUUCAUUGCCAGCUUUAAUCCUCACGCACUUGUCCCGUCUUUCAAACUUAAGCUAAAAGGAGUCACACAAAAUGGUUACCAUUUUGAAAGAAUUUCCCGAAAAACCGCCAGGCCAACUACGGCUGUUUUAAGGGUCAAGUAUGCAAGCAAUCUUUACACUCUUCCUCUGGGAAGAACCACCUUCAUCCACUUCCUGGUAUGCAACUUUGGGGCUACUGAAAUAUUUCAUAUCGAAGUCCUAAAGGACAGACUGGGCUAUAUCGUUCGACGAGGUCGUCAUCGAAACCCUAAACAACGUAAAGCUGGUAAACUAGUGAUAAAAGGCCGCUGUGUAGUUUUCUCUGUUUACGCAAAGGCUACUCGUUCUGAGGAUGUGGGAAAGACAGAUCCCAUUUAUUUCAUCCUUAAGGGUCAAAAAUCAAAAGUUGUUAUCUCCCAGACCGUUCAUUUGCUUGUUGACAAUUAAAGCAUUUUCCAGUCGAAGUGUUAAAAAACCAAACGUUGUUACUCUCAAACCUAUUACGACAUAUACUUAUAUACUCAUACAGCAUGAACUAAUAAAACCUCUAACAUAGGGAUGCUUAGUUUCUAACCACUAAGUGGGAACAACCUUCUGUGCUAGGAAUUUUCAUGAUUUCAGUUCACUGUUUGAUUGAUUUAAAAAGUAAGUAAACGCUUUUUUAGCAUUAAACGAGAAGAAUUAGAAGUAACGUUAUUCGACGUCUUGAUGUAUCCAACAUGAUUGGGUAUCAAGAAUGAUAAAAAAAAAGCGAAGCUAGUUUUCUGUUAGUAUGUUUGCAUAAAAAGCAAGGACACACGAAUGCCAUCUAAUAAAGUUGGAUACAUCGAAACAUAGCGGAAUAACGUUACUUCUCAAUUUUCUUCCACUAAUUGUUGUCGGAAAAUUAACUAUUCUGUGCGCAUGCGUACUACUGAUGCUCGAUUUCCAGCCAGUUGAGACUCGUUUGAUUGAUACCGAUCUGCAUCCGCCUCCCACAAGAGGGCCGGGACGCGGACGCACAAGACGGCUAGCUGCCAGCCUUCGUAAUAGCCUGCAGGAGCAUCUGGUUUUUUCGGCUCUAGUUUCACCCGCCGAGAAAAACCGACAUUAUUUUCCGGAGGGAGAGAAGCGACGACCGGAAUAAGUCUGCAGUUCGGAGGCUACUUUGUAGAAGUAUAGGCAGAAACUCAAUUCGUUCUACCAAAAUCACGUCGGACACCUUAUGACAUGUCUGCUCAAAGAAAUUCUCUAUAGUGGAAGGGCGCCUUGACUAUGGUAAUUAGGGAUAAGCACUGACUUGACUAUGGUGAUUAGGCUUAAGCACUGACUUUGCUGCGAUUAGCGGGUUAAAGCAGUGAAAAUAGUGAUAAGAGCAAUGACUUGAGAGUGAGCACUGAGAAUAGCUGUGAUUAGGGCUACGCACUCUCUCGGAAUGGUGCUUUCAUUUGCCGUAAACGUUUGUCUGUAAAUCAAAACGGCCUUGACCAGCAAAGCCACCAUGUUGUAGCAGUAUGGGCAAUGUAGCAGUAUACCCCCUCCACCCGGGAUUGACUCCGAUAAUGCCGACAUCAAACGCUUCUUGACAUUUUUUCUUCUAAAAAGUGAGAAGGAACGAUCACUUUGGAGAAUAGAAACGAGUGACAACCUUGAAAGUACUGAGUUUACGUAGCCAGGUUACAUAUUCUGCGGUUUACGCACUGCAUUGAAUUAUUUCAAUAAAGCUGCUAUAAAUCCUAAUAUAAUGAGCAACGAACCUCGGCCAAAGAAAGUAAAAGUUCUUUUAUUUUAGUUCCUUAAUUUUCAUAUAUAUCAGCUACUAACAAAAAGGCAAUACUGUCAUCUCCAAUUGGAAGAUAAAGUUUGUUCAGGAGCCAAUUACUGGUUUGUCUUUUUUAAAGUUUGUAAGAUUAAUUUUUCAAGUGUUUGAGAAUAAAGGUUUUUUCUUUCUUAUCUCUUUUUUAAUUUUUGGUCAUCAAUAAAGAGCCUUGUCCCCAACUCGCUGCUCUUGAAGCGGGGAAUGACUUCGCACUCGG